Messenger RNA from Helianthus annuus (common sunflower), 681 nucleotides. RefSeq lists its product as uncharacterized. Bases 1 to 681 code for a protein of 226 amino acids. Lineage: Eukaryota; Viridiplantae; Streptophyta; Magnoliopsida; Asterales; Asteraceae. The transcript is spliced from 2 exons. The record is from RefSeq and is a predicted model, not a curated record.
AUGACCCGGAAUAAAUGUAGUCGAAUUGAUCGUAUUUUUGUGUCUUGGAAUUUCUUGUGUGAAUGGACAAAUGCGGAAUAUCGGGCGCUUACUAGAGAGGAAUCGGAUCAUAGCCCGUUGAUUCUAAAAUUGGAAGCGCGGAAUUUCGGGCCUAAACCUUUUCGGUUUUUUAACUCUUGGUUAUCCAGGAACGUUUUGGAGGAGGUUGUUCAUAGAGCUUUGUCGGGUUUUAUCGGGAAUGGGCCUCCGGAUGUUGUUCUUAUGAAUAAGUUUAGGAUAAGGCUUGAAAUUGUAAAAUGGAAACAGGAGUGGUUGAAAGAAGAUGUUGAGGAGGAAAUGAAUUUGAAGCAAGACCUCUUUCAUUUAGAUGAGUUAGUCGAGGAGAGGGAUCUGACAGAAGCCGAGGAAUGGGUUAUUAUGGAGGCUAAGAAAAAACUAAAGGAAUUGGAUGAUCUUAAAGCUAAAGACAUUCGACAAAAAGCGCGGGGAGUUAUUAAUAAACGGAGGGUGGCGAAUACAAUUCCGGGUUUGAGCAUUGAUGGGAGGUGGGUUUUCAAACCGGCCGAAGUGAAAAAAGAGGUUCAUCGGUUUUUUAAACAGAGGUUCGCGGAAGAUCUUCAAACUCGACCAUCUUUGGAUUGCUAUGGUAUCAAACAGUUAAAUGAUAUUGAAGCCGAAUAA